This is a messenger RNA of Moneuplotes crassus, 2440 nucleotides long. The record is from the annotation of a GenBank genome assembly. NCBI's taxonomy places the organism in Eukaryota, Ciliophora, Spirotrichea, Euplotida, Euplotidae.
UAAAACUCAAACCAACAUGGAAUACACUGAAGAAGACAUAGUCAGUGCCUGUAGAAUGAACAACUUUCAUAUGUUAGAUCAGAUCUUAUCUUCUCCGAAUGGAGCAAAGCUUUUGGAUGCUCAAGAAAAAGUGUUCGGAUGGACUCCUCUCUAUCGUGCAGUGAUCAUAAGUAAAUUCAAAAUUGUGAAAUAUCUACUCGAUCAUGGAGCAGAUGUCAACAUUCAGAAUAAGGAAGGUGAUACUGUACUCCAUCACGCUUGAAGUUCAUUCAACCUUAAAAUAGUCGAAAUGCUCCUCAAAUCUGGUCAAGAAGGCAGUGUCAGACUAGAUCUGUAUAAUCUCAAAGGAGAUACAGCUCUUCAUACUGUUUGUUAUGGAGAUAACGCUGUAAUAUGAAGAAUGCUCUUGAAUAAAGGGGCUGACCCGAAUUGCCACAACAAAGUUAAUGGUAACACACCGGUUCACCUAGCUUUUGAAGGAGGAAAUGCUGAAAUAGCAAAGCUGCUGAUUUCAUAUGGAGGAAAGUUAGAUGAGAGAAAUUACAAGGGGAAAACCCCUCCUGAACUCUCUUCAAGACUUAACCGCAAGAGAAUUAUGAGUAGGCUAGGAUCCUCCAAAAGUAGCAAACUUAGCUCUGUACAUUACCCAGAGAGUUUUAACAGAAGUGGGGUUGGAAUAGGCUCUGUGGAAAAAGUUAGAUCAGAUCAUUGUCAGGAAGAAAUUAAUCUCUCUGACCAUAAUCCUUUGGAUGAAGAGGAAGAGGGCCUCAAAGUCUACUUAUCUUCUCACAAGGAUGAUGGUGAUGAAAACGAAGAGGUCGACAUAGACAGUAAUGUUGAAGACAAAUUUUUCACUUUUCGUUCACCCAAGGAAGACAAACAAGAUGGACAAAAUGAAACUGAGAAAUCACCAGAAGUUCAUGUUAAUCACCAAAUUACUACGAUCGAGCCUGCUAGAGCUAAGAGCCCGCUUAAAUCCAGAAAUGACAGACUUUUCAGAGGUGCUUUCACCAGUGAGAGCAAUACAGAGUUUGAAGUGAAUGAAGCCGGAACUUUUGAAGUAGAAAGACAUUCAGAAACUCAGAUAAUUGAAGAAGAGAAAUUCAAUACUUUUUGAGACUCAGAUUCCUUCUCCGAUAAUGGUUAUGAAAUUUCUGACUGAAAGGAGAUUGACCGGGACAUCCCUGAGGAACAAUUUGCUGCUCAGGCUUUUAUCAACAAGGCUGAUAUCGACCCUAUAGAAGCAUUUCCUGCUGAUUUUAAGAUUGAAGAUGAUGAGAAGCUGGAUGAAAGCUCUUUAUUUCAGAGUCCCCAGAGGAAAAGGAAAAAUAUGAUCCUUGAAAGUAAUGAAAGAAGCAAAAUUCAUAUUGUGUCUACACAUGAAAAUUUUAUAACUGUGGAUAUGAGCCAGGAAAAAGCCAAAUGAAAUGUACAAUCAUUUGACAAGAAAUUCGAUGAUACAGAAUAUACGAUAAAAAGGGAGCCUAGAAUCCAAUCAGAGAAUAUCACUCCACUACAAUUUUCAGAAGAAAUUGCUACUUUUGACAAAAUUCAUAAAGAGAGGAAGAUUACUACAGGAGAGAAUCCUUUCAGAGUAGCUGCUCUUAAGAGUACAUCUGCUGAUUUACUUAACAUUCAGAGUCCCAGGAUCACUGUAGAAGAACACAAGCAAAGAAAUCAGUAUAACUCAAGGAUCAUGAGGUCCCACAGUGCUGAUCUUGUAACGUGAUGGAGAGAUGAUUCACUAAAUUCAAUUGAUUUCUUUUGAGGAAUUAUGCAUAAGUCAAGUACAGAUUUACCCGUUCUCCUCCAAUACAACAACCUUGCAGAUGACCAAGAGCUAAUCAAGGGAGAAGAGGAGUACAGCCCAGAGGAAGAUGAGCUCAAUAUUCAUGAUUUCAAGUUAUUCUCUACUGAAAAACACCGGGAAGAUGACAUCAGUAAUGAUGAAACUCCAAGAUUUGACAUGAAAGAAGUGGCUAAUAAGUUCUCGAAAACCCGCGCAGAGUUUGAAUGCUCCUCCUCCAACAGAGAUCUUGAAGAGACUAAGGAGAAGGACCUCGCGGUCAUUUUAGAGCGUGAGACAGAGGAUGAGGUAACUGAGUGAAACCCCAGUUAUUGUCCUUUUGAUGAUUCCUAUAAUAUUGCAUUGGAAGAAAGACAUUCAAAUGUUUAUUUAACUAACAUGCAAGGAAUGAAAGACCGUAAUCAAGAUCUUAAAAACAAAUUUUCACAAGAAAAUGGUCUCGAAUGAAUUGAUGAGGAGAAUGUAAUUGAUGAAGAGAAUGUAAUUCAUGAAGAAGAGAGUAUCUCUCAAUAUAAGUCUUUGGAUAUUCCUGAAAUGAUUUUUGGCCAGAAAGACUUCAUCGACAGAAGCAGUCAAUUUAAAAUAAGCGAAAGAGGAGGAUCAGAAUGUUACUGUUGCUUAAUGAAAUCCUAA